Molecule: messenger RNA, 1446 nt
Organism: Neoarthrinium moseri
Lineage: Eukaryota; Fungi; Ascomycota; Sordariomycetes; Amphisphaeriales; Apiosporaceae
Exons: 1
Coding region: 1-1446 (481 amino acids)
Biological process (GO): transmembrane transport
Cellular component (GO): fungal-type vacuole membrane
Molecular function (GO): transmembrane transporter activity
Source: RefSeq, a predicted model, not a curated record
AUGGACGCCUCGUCGACAGCGUCGUCCACGAUGAAUGGCGACGACCGCUCAACGAUGGGCAAAGACGUCGGGGGCUUCUCUACUCCCGACCACGUCCUGGUCGAUCGGCAGCCGCCGCAACAGCCUGCAACAGAGGCCAACAUGUACCCCGAGCCGGCGAAUGCAGUAGAGGCAGACCUCGAGAAAUCUGGUCUGGCUGUACCAGAGAAACCCGCCGGUGCGCCGCCUGGUUUCUCGCCAGCUGAUUUCCCUGAUGGAGGGCGGGAUGCUUGGCUAUGUGUUUUUGGUGGAUUCUUCGCUCUGUUCUGCACCUUUGGGCUGGUGAACUGUGUUGGUGUGUUUCUGUCGUACUACAUUAAAGGCCCGCUGUCAUACUACGACGAAAGCACCGUCAGCUGGAUUACGAGUGUUCAGAUCUUCGUUCAGACAGGCACGACAAUCAUCUGGGGCCGACUCUACGAUACCUACGGGCCUCGAUGGCUGCUGAUCACCGGGACUAUCUUAUACUCUUUCGGCCUUAUGAUGACCUCCCUAUCGACUGAAUACUAUCAGUUCUUCCUAUCGCAGUCCAUACUUGCUGCAGCAGCAUCUGGCGCCAUCUUUAACGCGGCCAUGUCUUCGGUGACAACAUGGUUUUUCAAGAAGAGGGGUGCAGCUUUCGGUAUUAUUGCUUCGGGAUCAUCACUCGGUGGUGUCUGUCUACCCAUUAUGAUGAACCACCUUAUCCGACAGAUCGGCUUUCCCUGGACGAUGCGCGUCGUUGCCUUCAUGUUUCUGGGUAUGUGCGGCAUCGCUUCCGCAACCAUCAAAUCUCGUCUCCCUCCGCGACCCAAGCCCGUCGUCUUCAAGGAUUACCUGAAGCCGUUCACUGAGCCAACUAUGGGCCUGACCAUGCUCGCUGGGUUCUUCUUCUACUUUGGCAUGUUCUUGCCGUUCAGCUACAUCACACUCCAAGCCCAGAGUGCUGGCAUGGACGAGUCUUUGUCUGAAUAUCUGUUGCCGAUUCUCAAUGCUGUGAGCAUCUUCGGCCGUAUUGGACCCGGGAUUCUCGCUGACAAGGUCGGCCGUUUCAACAUGAUCAUCUGCAUCACUCUCUUGUCGGGCGUGAUCACUCUAGCCCUGUGGAUUCCAGGGAAAAGCAGUGCGGCUCUUAUCGUUUAUGGGGUCAUCUUCGGGUUCUCUUCAGGUGGCUUCAUCUCACUGAGCCCUGCUUGUAUUGCUCAGAUAUCGGAUGUUCGAGAGAUCGGAACACGUACUGGAACGGCCUUCUUGGUAACGGCAAUCGGUGCCCUUACUGGAUCCCCAAUCGGAGGCGCGCUGGUCACCUCCAUGAACGGCAGCUACCUGGGCCUGCAGCUUUUCUGCGGCAUCGCAAUGACAUCCAGUGUUGUCGUGUACAUCGCUGCGCGGUAUACGCAGCAAGGAUUCAAGCUCGUCAAGGUAUGA